Messenger RNA from Clonostachys rhizophaga, 1779 nucleotides. NCBI's taxonomy places the organism in Eukaryota, Fungi, Ascomycota, Sordariomycetes, Hypocreales, Bionectriaceae. The record is from the annotation of a GenBank genome assembly.
AUGCCUAUUCCAUAUCAAGUCGCCUUCAAGCCAUUGACGGGACCAGAAAUUGGGGUCAAUGGCUAUGUUGAACCUACUCCAGGCAAGUCAGAAAUCCUGAAGAAGGGGGCUGCGCCUUUCAAUGCGCGGAAACUUGAUUCUGAUAUCCGCCUUGAUCACGAUAUUGAGAUCAAAGUACGAGAUGGCUGCCGACUUUACGCAGACAUUUAUCGCCCGACAGGCGAUGAGAAGGUCCCUGUGAUAAUUUCCUGGUCACCUUACGGCAAGAAGUACUCUGCUCUUGACAUGAUAUUCAACGUGUGUGUUUGGUCUUGCUGUCUCACACAUGAAGAUGUCAGCGGCCUUGAGAAGUUUGAGGGACUUGAUCCUGCUUGGUGGGUGGCGCAGGGCUACGCCAUUGCCAGCAUCGACUGUCGUGGUGCUGGUAAUAGUGAUGGCGACACUCCCUGCAUGGGGUCUCAAGAGGCCGAGGAUGCGCACGACGUCAUAGAGCAUCUUGCCAAACUGGACUGGUGCAACGGAAAUGUUGGAAUGGCUGGCAAUUCCUACCUUGCUAUCAUGCAAUGGCAUGCAGCUGCCCAGCAACCUCCGUCCUUGAAAGCCAUCGCGCCAUGGGAAGGCUCAGGCGAUAUUUUCAGAGAACAAUUUUGCCGUGGAGGUUGGUUCAACAUGAGCAACUAUGACCUUAUCACAUCACUUGUGAUAAAGGGCCAACAUGGUGUUGAGGACUUCUCCGAAAUGUACCGUCGUCAUCCUCAAGCUAGUAUUUACUGGAAUGACAAACGUGUCGACAUGAGCAAGAUUGAGAUACCCUGCUUCAUUACAGGCUCCGAUUAUAGCCAAAUUCACACCAUGGGCGCGAUCCGAGGAUGGUUAGAGACCAAAUCGGAGAAGAAAUGGAUCAAAUGGAGCGGAUACCAAGAAUGGUACGAGUUGUAUGCGGUGCCAGAGAGCUAUAAAGAACUCAAGGAAUUCUUUGACCGAUAUCUCAAGGGUAUCGAUAACAACUGGGAAGCAACCCCUAAGGUUCGCUGGGCAACUCUUCCGUUCGGAGACAGCCCCGUGAAGCAUGAUAUUGUGCUUCCCGACUUCCCUGUGCCCAAUACCGAUUAUCGAACACUCUACCUUGGACCGGAAUCAACCUUAUUGAAAACUAUACCAGAACUUGAAGGUACAUGCACACAUAACUCGGAGGAUCGAUGGUCAAUAUCCAAGUUCAAAUAUACCUUUGAUAAGGCAUCUCGACUUAUUGGACUCCCUAAAGCAGAGUUAUUCAUGAGCUGUAAUGCAUUGGAUGACAUGGUUGUGUUCGUCCAACUACGGAAGCUUGACAAAGUAGGAAAAGAGUUGAGCCAGCUUCAAUUCCCAUUAAGCCGAGCCCCUGUCAACUCCAUUUCCGAAAUGUCGGAGAACGAACGUUCGAGCCUGACUUUGCACAACGGCUCGAUAGGAAUAUUACGUGCUUCCCAGCGGAAGAUUGGUUCGACUCUGUCCAUGCACCCGCAAUUUCCAUUCCAUCCUCAUGACGAGGUACAAAAAGUUCCCAAUGGUCAAGUUGUAAAGCUGGAGAUCGGCAUAUGGGCAAUGGGCGUUGAUUAUGAAGAGGGGGAAAGCAUUCAAGUUGAUAUUUUGGGGCAGUUUCCUGGCUACACCACUCAGACGGACGCAUUCUCUAAGCCAAGGCCAGAAUAUGAGAAGAAUAAGGGUCAGCAUGUUGUUCACUUUGGCGGAAAGUAUCCCAGUAAGGUGAUUCUACCUUUCGUACCGAUCUCGAGUUAG